AUGUCGUUGCCUAGUGCUGCUAAUGCUAAUGCUGCUGCCGCUGCUAGAAGGAAGGUUCCAAACUUGAACAUAGUAAUAUCUUGUCCAGAAUGCAAGGUGUAUCCUCCUAAAGUUGUGGAACGGUUCAGCGAAGGCGACAUCGUUUGUGCCCUAUGUGGGUUGGUGUUGUCGGACAGGAUAGUAGACACAAGGUCGGAGUGGCGUACCUUUUCCAACGAUGAUCAGAACGGAGACGACCCCAGCCGUGUCGGGGAGGCCUCAAAUCCGUUGUUGGACGGUAAUCACUUGUCCACAAGGAUCGGCCAGGUGCAGGGCAGUGAUGUUAAGCUAACUCGGGAGUUGAACCGUGCGCAGAGCAAGUCUAUAGUUGAUAAAAAGGACAAUGAACUACAAGCUGCAUAUGCCAAGAUCACGAUGAUGUGCGAUGCAGCGGAGUUACCACGGAUAGUGAAGGAUUGUGCCAAGGAAGCAUACAAGCUAUGCUUUGAGGAGCGCGCCUUAAAGGGGAAGUCCCAGGAGAGUAUCAUGGCAUCCGUGAUUCUGGUUGGAUGCCGGAGAGCAGAAGUGGGGCGGACCUUCAAGGAGAUUUUGUCCUUGACGAACGUCCGGAAGAAGGAGAUCGGUAAAACAUUCAACAUCAUAAAAAAGAUCCUAAGGGAGAAAAAUGACUCAGGGUUCGCGAACGUGGAUACCGCCAACAUUUCGACAGGCCAGACCAAUGCUGAGACAUUCAUUCCGAGAUUCUGCUCUCAUUUGGGCUUGUCUGUUCAGGUGGCCAAUGCUGCCGAGUACAUUGCAAAACACGCGAAGGAUAUAAACGUACUUGCGGGACGGUCUCCUUUAACUAUCGCCGCGUCGGCCAUUUACAUGGCUAACCUGUUAUUUAGAUACAACAUAACUCCUUCUCAGAUAAGUGCUACGCUACAAGUUACAGAGGGUACAGUAAAAGGUGGGUAUAAAAUACUAUACGAACAUAAGGAAAAGGUUGUCGACCCCGAGCUAAUUACCACCGGAAAGGUAAGCUUCGAUGAUUUACCGAAGGUCAGUGACAAAGGAGACAAAUGA
Molecule: messenger RNA, 1065 nt
Organism: Eremothecium gossypii ATCC 10895
Lineage: Eukaryota; Fungi; Ascomycota; Saccharomycetes; Saccharomycetales; Saccharomycetaceae
Gene: SUA7
Product: transcription factor TFIIB
Exons: 1
Coding region: 1-1065 (354 amino acids)
Biological process (GO): transcription preinitiation complex assembly; transcription initiation at RNA polymerase II promoter
Cellular component (GO): nucleus; transcription preinitiation complex
Molecular function (GO): RNA polymerase II general transcription initiation factor activity; TBP-class protein binding
Source: RefSeq, marked provisional